AUGAAAAUAGUGACCUUAUUCUUAUUUCUAAUACUAACGAUUUUCAAUAGCUCUGUAGCUAUACAGACACCCCACACACCGUGGACACCCCUUACCCUGCUGAAGCCGCCUACCCUGCCCACGCCGCCUACUCCGCCGACGCCGCCAACUCCGCCUACGCCGCCAACUCCGCCAACUCCGCCUACGCCGCCAACUCCGCCUACUCCGCCAACUCCGCCUACUCCGCCUACGCCGCCAACUCCGCCUACUCCUCCUACACCGCCAACGACGCCUACGCCCCACGCACCCCACGCGCCCCACGCGCCUCACGCACCCCACGCACCCCACGCACCCCACGCACCCCACGCCCCCCACGCACCCCACGCACCCCACGCACCCCACGCACCCCACGCACCCCAUGCACCCCAUACUCCGUGGAGACCCCGUACCCUGCCUAAGCCACCUACCCUGCCGACGCCGCCUACUCCGCCUACGCCUCCUACGCCCCCUACGCCGCCAACUCCCCCUACGCCGCCUACACCCCCUACGCCGCCUACACCCCCUACGCCGCCUACUCCCCCUACGCCGCCUACUCCCCCUACGCCGCCUACUCCCCCUACGCCGCCUACUAAUGUAAUGGUCCUAUACUUACUCUACGUAUUCCGCCUACCUGCCCACGCCGCCUACUCCGCCGACGCCGCCAACUCCGCCUACGCCGCCAACUCCGCCAACUCCGCCUACGCCGCCAACUCCGCCUACUCCGCCAACUCCGCCUACUCCGCCUACGCCGCCAACUCCGCCUACUCCUCCUACACCGCCAACGACGCCUACGCCCCACGCACCCCACGCGCCCCACGCGCCUCACGCACCCCACGCACCCCACGCCCCCCCACGCACCCCACCGCCCCCCCACGCACCCCACGCACCCCACGCACCCCACGCACCCCCACGCACCACAUGCACCCCAUACUCCGUGGAGACCCCGUACCCUGCCUAAGCCACCUACCCUGCCGACGCCGCCUACUUCCGCCUACGCCUUCCUACGCCCCCUACGCCGCCAACUAUGGAUCCCCCUACGCCGCCUACAACCCACACCAUACGCCGCCUACCCCCCCUACGCCGCCUACUCCCCCUACGCCGCCUACUCCCCCUACGCCGCCUACUCCCCCUACGCCGCCUACUAAUCUCUGUAGCUAUACAGACACCCCACACACCCGUGCGACACCCCCUUACCCUGCUGAAGCCGCCUACCCUGCCCACGCCGCCUACUCCGCCGACGCCGCCACUACGCCUACGCCGCCAACUCCGCCAACUCCGCCUACGCCGCCAACUCCGCCUACUCCGGCCAACUCCUCCGCCAACUCCGCCUACUCCGCCUACGCCGCCAACUCCGCCUACUCCUCCUACAAACCGCCAACGACGCCUACGCCCCACGCUGCCAAGAUCCAUAUUCCCAAUCGCAGCAGUAGUGGAAAUAGCAACCGUGGAGCAGCGACAAUCCAACGGAAGACCUAUAAUCAUCCAUUAGUUUAUUUAAUCAAGACACCCCACACACCGUGGACACCCCUUACCCUGCUGAAGCCGCCUACCCUGCCGACGCCGCCUACUCCGCCUACGCCUCCUACGCCCCCUACGCCGCCAACUCCGCCUACGCCGCCAACUCCGCCAACUCCGCCUACGCCGCCAACUCCGCCUACUCCGCCAACUCCGCCCACUCCGCCUACGCCGCCAACUCCGCCUACUCCUCCUACAACCGCCAACGACGCCUACGCCCCACGCACCCCACGCGCCCCACGCGCCUCACGCACCCCACGCACCCCACGCACCCCACGCACCCCACGCCCCCCACGCACCCCACGCACCCCACGCACCCCACGCACCCCACGCACCCCAUGCACCCCAUACUCCGUGGAGAACCCCGUGACCCUGCCUAAGCCACCUACCCUGCCGACGCCGCCUACUCCGCUACGCCUCCUACGCCCCCUACGCCGCCAAACUCCCCCUACGCCGCCUACACCCCCUACGCCGCCUACACCCCCUACGCCCGCCUACUCCCCUACGCCGCCUACUCCCCCUACGCCGCCUACUCCCCCUACGCCGCCUACUAAUGCUGCCAAGAUCCAUAUUCCCAAUCGCAGCAGUAGGGGAAUAGCAACCGUGGAGCAGCGACAAUCCAACGGAAGACUAUAA
Molecule: messenger RNA, 2169 nt
Organism: Impatiens glandulifera
Lineage: Eukaryota; Viridiplantae; Streptophyta; Magnoliopsida; Ericales; Balsaminaceae
Product: extensin-like
Exons: 6
Coding region: 1-2169 (722 amino acids)
Source: RefSeq, a predicted model, not a curated record